UGUUUGUUGUGAUAUUUUAGUUCGUGUAGACAAUUCAUGAUUUUAUUCAUUGACGCGGCUAAAUGGGCCUCCGUGACCGAAUGGUUUAAGUUGCUGAUUUUGAAUCACUUGCCCGCACAGAUUGCUUCAUGUGUAGAAUUCUUUGCAUAACGAAGUCAUUCUGCUGAUCUGGACUUUACUUAAUAUCCGCCAAGUACAACAAGGAUGUAGCAAGAGAUCAAACCCCAGACUUCCUGCACUCAAAGCGAACACUCACUGAGGCGGUUCAUCUAAAGUUUCUUUGGAAAAUAAACUCAGCAGCUUCAUUUAGAAGAUCAAGCAUUUGUUGCAUCCUAGCAAAGAAGUUGCAAGAAGAUGGAGGACGUCGAUGAAGGGUUCGGAUCUAACGAGAGUAACCAUAGCAAUCAUAAAGAAACAAUAUUAAAUGAUCUCAAAAUUUUAAAUGGCCAGAGUGUACUUGACAAAAAUACAAAUGGCAAGAAUAUAUUCAAUGGCAACGUGUUUGAAAACUGCAGCAAAAAGGUCGAAGAAAGUCUAGACAUGAACGAUGGUAGUGAAAAAGAUUUAGAUUUAAGGGAAGAUAAAAGCAAUUCAUCUUCGCAGUGUAUAGGAUUUGCUAAUGCACUUAGAGGUCAGCAUUGUGAAGAAAAAGUAGAAAAAACGAAAUCAGAAGAAUUGUGUUACUCCUACUUAAGUAAAGAUACAUUAUCUCCUGCUGAAAACGAUAAUACCAAUUGUUCUUUAAAAGAUAAAGAUAAUGGUUUAGAGGAAUCAAGUAGUAAGUCAUUAUCACAUGAUCAAAGCAAAGAAAAUGAAAUUCCUAAUAAAUGUGAUGACAUUGAGGAAGAAUGUCUAGAUAAAACUCUAAAUGAAAAUCAUAGCAAUAACUUAAAUCCAAAUUCACCAAUAGACAAGAAGAUGAAUGGUGACCUUACAACUGAUGUACAAGAUAAUGAAUUAGAAAAAAGUUGUCUUGAUAAAAUACAAAAUAAUGAAGCAAGUCCCUUGAAUAGGACUCCUAUAAAGCAACGCACCAGUUCAGCUGAAGGCGCAAAAUCUCCAUUCCUUUUAGAUGAUAAAGUAAGAAAUUCUCUGAAAGGUUUAGUUGCAAAGGUAAAGUCAUCUGAACUGUCCAGAGGGAGCAUGAGUCCAUCAGGAUCAUCUGUAAGUGGAGAUGGUGAAGGUCCAGCUACACUUGGCAAGUUACAAGAAGUGAACAGUUCAGAUGAUAUAUCUGUUGAAGAUGAAGAGACUGAAGAUCAUAAUAACAGAGAAGAAGAUGCUGUAAAUGAUUUUAUGGAUAAUACAGAUGAAAAUAUUCUGGCUGAUGAUGAAGAUGGUAUUUCUAUGGAAAUAGGGAGUGAAAAUGAAGAUGAUCUUCUAGAGCUAGCUUCAGAACAUUCCUCAGUCAAAAUGUGCAAUAAUGAAAAGACUGAAACUGCCAUUCUAGGUGAACCUUCAGAAAAAUGUAACACUCAAAAGUCUGCCUUGAUAUUAACCGCUGCAGAAAAGGAAGACACAAAUAGUAGUAGUGCUGUUGAAAUAGAAAUAACAAGUGACAUUGAGGAUGAUACUGUACAAGACUCUGACAAGGAAUACAAGUUUAAACAUGAUUCUGUUGAAAAAAUUCAGUUUGAGGAGGACAGCAAUAGUAAUGGCAAUUCUGGAAAAAUAAAUGAUAUUGUUAAUUUUUUAAAUCGAGAUUUGUCUGGAACAAACUCGCCUCUUUUAACUAGUGAUAAUGUUGUAAAUGAUGACUCAAAUUCAAAACCAAUUAAUAAUGUGCUAACUGAAACUGACAAUGACAAUGUUGAAAAUAAAGAUGACAGUGUUGUUGAAAUGGAUGAAGUUCUUCGCAAUGAAAAGCCUGAUGAUGAUGCAAAUAGCGAAAUGCAAAUUGAGGAAGACACAAUAUCAAAAGAUAGGAUGAAAGAUAAUUUAGAUGAAAAAAUAAAAAAUAUGAGUUCUGUUUUUAAAGAAGACGGACCUUCAUUAGGAGAAUCACAAGAUGUAGAACAAAAGUUAAAAGGGGAAGAGGUUGAAAAUGAUGAAUACGAAAGAAAAGACAAUGAUAGGGAAAUUUUAGAAUCAAAACUACAUACAGAAGAAUGUAAUACUGGUCAGAUAGCUGAACUAGUCAGUGAAAAAAAAGUAGAAGAGAAUGAGGAUGAUGAUGAUGAUGAUGUGAUAUUUGAAGGUACAACAAUGCCUUCCAUGAGAAAUAAGUAUCAGAGAUUACCUUCAUCAGGUUCAGGAGUUGAAAAAAGUGAUUCUGUUUUGAAAUAUUCAAGCGGAAAAUCAAAUAAUGGGAUUGAUGCCAACAAUGAAAGCAAUGAUGAAACUGUCUCAAAAGAAGAAGAUGAUGAUGUGAUAUUUGAAAAAGAAACAAAAGCUGAAAAUAACAAGUCAAAGCAAAACUGUGAUAUUGUAAAGACAUCAGAUGUUAGAAAUGAUGUAAAUGAGAGUAUACAAACUAUUAAUAGCAGUCCUACAUUAGAUAAUACAAAUAAUAAUAAUUCAGAAGAAGUUCAUAGUGCAGAAAAGGUUUCUGUAAUAUAUAGCAGGAACUCUUCUGAUAGAAAACGUUCAGCUGAAGAUAAAGAAUUUAAUGAAAAUGAGUCUAAAAGGUCAAGGCUUGAUUUAACUGGGUUGAUUGGAAAACUUGGAUCACGAGUGGAACCUGCUAGUAUAGAACUUUCAGAUGAUUCGGAAGAAGAAGGUGAUAAAUCUAUGGAUGCAGAAACAGUAACAGUUACAAAUAAAGAUGAGAAUAAAAAGCCAGAAGAAAAUGAAAGAUUGAUCACUGUAACUGAAAAGGAAUUAGAGGAACUGGUUAGAGAGAAAGUUAAAGCCUACCUGACCUCGCAGCGUGACACACUGGUUGCCAAGCUCAGUCAGAAAGUGAAGGAACUUCAGCAGAAUAAUGACCUUUGGAAAAGACAAGUGAAGGACUUACAGGUCAAGGUCAACGAUGUUACAGUAUUACAGCAAAAACUGGAGAAAAGAAAAGCUGCCACAGCUGCUCUCAGGCAAAUUACAACGAGAAAUGUUGCUGUGCAGGUGGAUGAAGGACGGACAAUGUCUGCUAAUGCUGUGUUAAAGCAGAUGUUAGCGGUGAAAAUGAGCCGAGAGCCCACCACUUCCUCAACAACACCAGGCAACCUUUUCGUAUCCUCGACUGCAAGCUCAAAGACGCCAAAAGUGAGUUUGACUCCACCACGUGUAACGACACAACUGCCUCUUGUCACAGCUCCUGGGGGAAAUGGCACAAUUCGACUUCCCAUUCCACAGUCAUCUAUUGCACCAGCAGUUUUAAGCACUCACCUUGCACAGGGCUCUAAAAUGGUGACAACCACUUACCAGACUCCGUCAGUGAAGAGCUUGUUAGAUACAACACGGGUACAGAAAACAGUUGGAUCAUUGCCUUCAGCAACAACAACAGUUAACACAUCCAUGUUUGGACUUCUGCAGUAUCCAGCAACGUUUGUGCCUAAAGCGGCUACCUCUCAGGGAUUGGUACAACAAACUGUGACUCAAGUCACAACACAAACUACUUCAAGUGUGUCAAAAACUGUGUCAGUCACUAAAACAGUGACUUUACCUUCGCCAAAUGCUGCUAAAGUUAUAGAUCUCACUGAUGAUGAUGAUAGCACAAAAACUAGACUGGUUACAUUACAGCCAGGUUUAAAUACAGUUACAAACCAGCAAGGUGUUCGGCAUGUUUUAGCACCACCUGGAACACAACUUGUGCGCACAGGACUGCCAAAUCAGCCAACAUAUCAGCUUGUGUUCAGUUCACCGCCAGCUAUCAGGCCUGGAAUGGUUAUGACGGUGGCCUCAACCCUGCCACAAACCACUACCAUACUGCAGACAGUAGGGCAGUCUCAAACAUUGGUUAACCUUAGUUCUCCUACUGCUGUAGCGCCUGGUACCACCUUGGCACGAGCUGCUGUGCCAGCCACUCCCACCACACCAAAGCCACCUUCUAACACACAUCCAGCUCCAUUUCCAGCACUUCCACCCAAACAACAAACUACCGGUCUCAAAGGACUACCACCAAAACCUAGUCUUAAAAUAUCCAGAGUCAGUCAAGGUAUAGUACUAUCAUGGAAUAUGGCAUUGAAUGACACCUAUGCUGAGAUAUCUAACUAUCAGUUGUUUGCAUACCAAGAAACUUCAGCACAACCUGUCUCAACACUUUGGAAAAAGGUUGGAGAUGUAAAAGCUCUUCCGUUACCAAUGGCGUGUACUCUAACACAGUUUCAGGUCGGGAACAAAUACCACUUUGCUGUACGAGCCAUGGAUUCUCACAACAGAGUUGGGGCAUUUAGUGACCCUGGCUCCAUACAUCUUACUCCUAACACACCUACAAAGUAAUAAACUAUAAUCCCCACUCCAAAACUAAAUUAUGGGUUAUUUAAAAAAAAUGGAAGAAACAAAAGGAAAAAGAUCAAUACAAAAAUUUUCAAAUGGCCUUGAAGUUUACAUUGAAGUGGUAAAAAUAAACAGAUAUAAAAGAAAUAGUAUGAGGAUGAUACCAGACGGAGUUGAAGACACACCUAGAAAAUUGUACAUCUAUUUUUACAGGUGUUACCAUAGACAAGCAAAAGAAAAGCCACUUCACUGCGCUACUGCAUUCUUUGUUGACAAGUUUGUUUGCCUCGCGUCACUUCCUUUCUAAAGGUUUUAUUCUGUAACUUACAUAAUAACGUAUAUAUAGAGUUACACAAACUUUGAUGUGUCCUUGUCCUGUCAUACAAUCACUAAACAAGAUUUACACUUCUUUAGUACUUUGGAAUGUGGGUUUACGGCAUUUUUUUUACCUUUGUUUGUCUGUAGAUAGGCGUCGAUAAUAGAGCAGUUAUAAAUAUUGGCAGCUAUUUGUACUGGCUGUGUUAAUAUUGUGUAGUCAAAUUGUUUUUGUUGAAAAAAAAAGAAUUAUACAAUAUGGCCAAAAUACAGGUUGAUUCCAUAAAUGUGGUCCUAGCUCGCUGAGCCAUUUUUUUUAAAAACAUUCUAUAUUGAAACAAUAUAGUUUUAAGUUAGGACAAGUAAUCUGAGACAACGAUUUUUGUUAAAUACUCUCAAGCGUUAUCAAGUGUACUGUAUCUUAUACCUCGUGUUAUUUUGAUUUUUUUUACCACUUGAUCUUGAUUUAAAUUCGCAAUUGAGGAAGUUUUGAUAAAAGUUAAAACUUGUAAAAUAUAACAAGUGUAAACAAGUGAAAGCUUAUGACGCUUUAGUUAUACAUGUGGGUAUUUCUUUUUAGGUUCAAUAUAUUAUAUCAGCUAGUUCUUAUCCUCGUUUCUGCCAAAAAAAAUAAGGUGGUUAUGAGUUUUUUUUUAAUUUUAUCAUUAUUAUGUUUGUUCUGUAUCGAAAGAAGGAAGUGUGUGUGUGUCUUUACAUGUGUAUUGUACAAAUUAAACCACACUUUUGUGUUGGUAUCAUUUUAUAUAUAGUAAGAUAUUUUAUGUUGUCAGUUGUAUAUAAAGAUGCAUUUUUACCAUGUUGUCUUAUAGAUAUAACAAAUUUUAUUACGUAUAAAGAAGCAGUUAAGGAUGACCUUGGGAUUUGUUCUAAUUGAAAAAUGGGAUGAAGACCUGCAAUUUUAAAAGGCAAAUCGUCAGAAAUUUGAUUUGGAAAAUAUUUUUGAAAGUACGGUCAGAAAAAAAAGAGAAAUUUGUUCAACUCGGUACUUAAAUUCCCGUUUGUUCGAUUAUCAGGAGCAUGGUGAUAAGUAAGUCAUUGGUUCCCAGCAUUAUGUCACUAUGAUAUUGGAGAACUGAGCAGAAGCUGGGUCUCUCCAUCGGAUAUCACAGGUAUUCCACAAAGUCCGCUGAAAAUGCAACCUACUCUGGGUGUUGUAGGAAUAUUUUGGAACAUUUUAGUGAGGUACUAUGUAUACUAACCAUACAGCUGAACUUCUAUAUCCAUGACAGUUUUACCCAUUUUAUGUAAGGACAUAAAAUUAUCAAAGGGUACUAUGUAUCUGAUAAACACGUUUGGGUUCAUUUAAACGGCAGCUGACUGUAUUGUUAAUUCUUGUGUAAAUCGGUCUUGAUUGAGGUCAUCCUUGUAUUGCAGUGAAAUUGAUACUUAAUAAAUUUCUUAAAUUUUA
This is a messenger RNA of Mercenaria mercenaria, 6118 nucleotides long. Its product is annotated as activating transcription factor 7-interacting protein 1-like. Gene Ontology annotation, cellular component: nucleus; transcription regulator complex. Bases 355 to 4377 code for a protein of 1340 amino acids. Gene Ontology annotation, molecular function: protein binding; transcription coregulator activity. Gene Ontology annotation, biological process: regulation of DNA-templated transcription. The transcript is spliced from 13 exons. NCBI's taxonomy places the organism in Eukaryota, Metazoa, Mollusca, Bivalvia, Venerida, Veneridae. The record is from RefSeq and is a predicted model, not a curated record.